UCCGAGUAUUUCUGAGCGGCCCAAGCGCGAAGGCUUGGGGAAGAAAAAUAACCGCCGUGGGAAAAUGAAGUUUUUUUCAAGGAUUCAUCCAAAUGCCCUUGCAUACUCAAUGACGACAUUAGGUGCUGGGAUGAUGAACAGCAUCUUUAAUUUCUAUUAUGUUAAACUCUUUUUAAACAAAUACAAGAUAUCUGAAGCCGCAUUCCAUCAAGCACAGGUUGUUUUUAUGAUCUGGAAUGCCAUUAACGACCCUCUCUUUGGCUAUAUUCAAGACAACUCCAAAGUGCCAUGCUGCUCCAGGCGCCAGUUUUCCAUUUUCUAUGGAGCUCCCUUGUAUGCUUUGGCCUUUCUUCUUCCUUGGUUUCCUUGGAAACAAUAUGAAGAAGGUGACUGGCUUAGCGGACUUCAUCUUAUCGUUGCUUUGUGCGCUUUCGAUGGCCUGCUUACGUUCGUCUUGCUAGCACAGUGUGCCCUCUUUGCAGAAAUUUCAACUAGUCACGAAAAUAGGCUCCAGCUUAUUAAGUAUAAUCAAGUGGCAACCUUGGUUGGCUCCACCAGCAUCCUUUUCUGUGGCUUAAUUUCAGAUAACAUGGAGAACUUCACCUAUUUUCAAGCAUUUGCUGUUCUGGUAGGAGCAGUUGCCACUGCUUGCAUGUGCUACACUGGAAUGUAUAGCACCACUCAGUAUGAACACAAAGAAACUCUAAUGGAGGGAUUUGAUGAAAAUGCUGAGAGCUCUCUCUCUUGGUCCUCUGUGAUUUUGUUGACAAAACAGAUCAUGACUCAGAAAAACUUUUUGCUUUUUGUGACCAUGAACUUCUUUCAAGUCUUCCACUUGGCCUUCUGCAACAAUUUCAUGAUGAUCUUUGCAGAUAACCUCAUCCCUAAGGACGUUCUAUCAUCAUCUAUCAGAAGUAUCAUGUAUGGGGCAGGUUUUAUUUGUCCUCAGUGCCUUGUGCUAAUCAGUCAAAAUUUGUUGAAGAAAUUUGGUUACUAUAAGGUGGUCUUGUUUUCCUUCUACUUGGAAGCAAUAGCUGCCGCUAUCAUGCUUAUUGUAGGUCCAGAACACUACUACUUAUUGGCCAUUUAUCUUACAGCAAACAUGGUCAUUGUUCAAGCUUCUUUCAGUCUGUUUAAUUUGCCUUUGGCUGAUAUUGUUGAUGCAGAUUUAAAGAAACAUAAACGGAGAUCACCACUUUCCUCCAUGGUUUUUGGAACAAAUGCCUUGUUUACAAAACCAGCCCAGUCUUUAGCCCCUAUGCUUGUGGUUACCAUACUAAAUCAAUUUGGUUAUGCAAAUCUGAAUGGGAAGGUUGCUCACCUUGACCCAAGUUUGUUUCUAGGUCUCCAUGAUGCCAUGUUCUACAUGAUCUGCCUGGUUCCUCUUUGCAUUGCACUUAUACAGGUUCUGACGUGGACACCCUUUUCCAUUCAGAAUAGCCACCUUACACUUUGACAUUGAAUUGUAAAUGUGUGGAUCGGGAACCCAACUGUUCUGUUCUACAUAGAGGUCAGCUGAACAAGAACAUUGGACUUCCUUGAUUCAGGGGCAUCAUCUGCAGCCUGAGCCAGUAAAUGCUUCUCUGUUUUAUCUGUAAAUCCUGUGUGUGCCUUAUCAUCAUGCCAUAUCUCUCUCUAGUUCAACUGUACGCAAGUUAGAGAUAUCAAAUAGACUUACUGAGUACACCAAAAUGCCACUACCUCACAUGGACGCCUAAGAGAUAAAUGCAUAAUGGUAUGGUGUGAUUCUGUGAACAAUAAACUUGACACUCUUUUUAGAAGAACUAAGGGCCCGUGAUAAAUCAUAAGAAGCUGCAUUUGAGCACCCUCUCUCAUAAAAUGUGAAAUGCUACCUCUUUGCUGUAAGCAAAACAAGGUCACCCCCCCCCAGGGAAUAUUGGAAAAUGUAUGUUAGAUUUCUCCCCCUAACUCGGGCAUCCCCAAACUUUGGCCCUCCAGAUGUUUUGGACUACAAAUCCCAUCUUCCCUGACCACUGGUCCUGCUAGCUAGGAAUCAUGGGAGUUGUAGGCCAAAACAUCUGGAGUGCCACAGUUUGGGGAUGCCUGCCCCAACUGGUAUUUGGUCUGCAAAACACAACAUGGUUUCCCUAUGUGGGACACCUUAGCUCUGCAGGGGUUGGAAAGAAGAGCAAUGACAGCAUUGGAGCACAUUGGAUAAAUUUGUACAGACUGUUCGGUAAAGAAAGCUUUGGCAGUAUUUAGAGGAGGGGGGAGGCAUGCAUAUCUGCGCUGUGGAGAGAACAUGAACUGGUGUUUAUGUUUACAUACUCAUGACUACAUGAGUAGUGCUGCAGAUUGUCAUUGGCAACGGAAAAGGGAGAGGCAGAGGGGGAACAGUAUAGUUCAUGCAGCAUAGUGGGAAACCCAAUUAAUCCACAUGGUGGAGAUGCAGGUGGCUGCCUGAAGCUUGCACGGAAGCCUGUGGCUUGUGAUGGGAAAACUUGAUAAUGAAAGAAAAAGUCUUUGGGCAUCUCCAAAGCAUAAUAAAUGUGAUUAAAUCAAACUGCUGGGUUUAUGGUAUUGUGGGAAAAAUAAAUUUACUGGGUGGCAGGCUCGUUAGCUUUGGAUUUCUUGGCUGCUUGAUGCCAUGCAAAUAGGGAUAAUCAUAUGUAAAACUGUACUAUAGCCCUUGGAACUUGCAUUAAAAUACACUAUUUGAAAUUGUCUGUCACAUUUUCAUUAUUGUCAAGUAGCUAAAUGCAGCAUUUUGGAUUUGCCCGUGUUAAAGCCUUUUUCAUCUUUUGAAAAGAUGGCGAUUAAUGAAAAACUAAUGCUACUUGAUAUGUUACAAAGUCCGAAUUAUGCCAUAAUAAAUCCUACCAUCCUGUUCUUUAUCCAAUAGAUUAUAUAUAGUAGCACUUUUAUUUCUCAUAAAGCAGUCUUUUAUUUUAUUAAGCCAAUUCUUUUUAGCUCAGUUCUUAAUUCAACAUUGGAGGAACAGACUUAGCCUGUUGAAGGUGGGUUUUUAGGGCUCCUUCCCAGAUUUGUUUUCUUGUAGAAAAGAGAAUUGUGGUAUCAUUUUCUAGCC
Messenger RNA from Zootoca vivipara (common lizard), 3049 nucleotides. RefSeq names its product solute carrier family 68 member 1. NCBI's taxonomy places the organism in Eukaryota, Metazoa, Chordata, Lepidosauria, Squamata, Lacertidae. The record is from RefSeq and is a predicted model, not a curated record.